UGCUCGCUCGGCGCUGAAGCCGCCGCCGCCGCCGCCGCCGCCGCCGCCGCUGCCGCUGCUGCUCUCGGCUCGGGGACCCGAGGCGGGCGCUCCGCGAGGCUCCGGCGCCUGCGGCUGCUGCUCUGCUCCCGCGCCCGGGGCUGCGAGGCCCUGGGUCCCUGGCCCCGGCUCCCAUCACCCCUCGGGUCCCCGCGUCCCGGUCCCCGGAGGACGAACUCGGCUGCUCGAGCCGCCCGGGGCUCGCGCCCCCAGGCCAUGAAGAGGGGCCCGUGAGGGGCGCGCGGAGGCGGAGGAAGAGCAGGGAGGCGGGAGGCCGAGGAGGAGGGCGCGGGAGGCGGAGGAUGCCGCCGCCGCCGCCGCCGCUGCCCGCGGGCCCCCGGCGAGCCUGACUCCAGACCCGAGGAUGGAGCCGGCGCUGGGCGCCGCAGCGGCUCCCGGCGCGCCCCCGACCAGAACAGGCUUCCAGAAGUGCUGGGCUGUGCCCUCGGCGCUGUAACUUCCGCUGUGCCCCGCGUGCCAAGGCCGGGAAUGCGCCCUGGCCCACUGCUGCCUUGAGUUUCAGGUAGCUGCACUCCUCUGCCGUGUGCUUGGAUGAAGACUGGCCCUCCAGAGCUGCCCGUGGACACGGAGGCCCGAGACUGCUGGCUGUGACGCUGCCGCGCAGGCUGGAACCAGUGGCCAGGCCCAGAGACGACGCUGGUGGCUGCAGACCGGCUGGCUCAGAGCGCUCCCUCUUAAACUCGUGCCGUGCAGAAGCAGCCCCAUGAAGGUGCCCAGCCAUGCAAUGUUCCUGGAAGGCUGUCCUCCUCCUCGCCCUGGCCUCCAUAGCCAUCCAGUACACGGCCAUCCGCACCUUCACUGCCAAGUCCUUCCACACGUGCCCGGGGCUGGCCGAGGCCGGGCUGGCCGAGCGGCUGUGCGAGGAAGGCCCCACCUUCCCCUACAACGCCUCCCGCAAGACCCACAUCCUCAUCCUGGCCACCACGCGCAGCGGCUCCUCCUUCGUGGGCCAGCUCUUCAACCAGCACCUGGACGUCUUCUACCUGUUCGAGCCCCUCUACCACGUGCAGAACACGCUCAUCCCGCGCUUCACGCAGGGCAAGAGCGCGGCCGACCGGCGGGUCAUGCUGGGCGCCAGCCGCGACCUGCUACGCAGUCUCUACGACUGUGACCUCUACUUCCUGGAGAACUACAUCAAGCCGCCGCCCGUCAACCACACCACCGACCGCAUCUUCCGGCGCGGCGCCAGCCGCGUGCUGUGCUCGCGCCCCGUGUGCGAGCCCCCGGGCUCCCCGGACCAGGUCCUGGAAGAGGGCGACUGCGUGCGCAAGUGCGGGCUGCUGAACCUCACCGUGGCCGCCGAGGCCUGCCGCGAGCGCAGCCACGUGGCCAUCAAGACCGUGCGCGUGCCCGAGGUGAACGACCUGCGGGCUCUGGUCGAAGACCCGCGCCUGAACCUCAAGGUCAUCCAGCUGGUGCGGGACCCGCGCGGCAUCCUGGCGUCGCGCAGCGAGACCUUCCGCGACACCUACCGGCUGUGGCGCCUGUGGUACGGCACGGGCAGGCGGCCCUACAACCUGGACGUGACGCAGCUGACCACGGUGUGCGAGGACUUCUCCAACUCCGUGUCCACGGGCCUCACGCGGCCGCCCUGGCUCAAGGGCAAGUACAUGCUGGUGCGCUACGAGGACCUGGCCCGGAACCCCAUGAAGAAGACCGAGGAGAUCUACGGGUUCCUGGGCAUCCCCCUGGACGGCCACGUGGCCCGCUGGAUCCAGAACAACACGCGGGGCGACCCCACGCUGGGCAAGCACAAGUACGGCACGGUGCGCAACUCGGCGGCCACGGCCGAGAAGUGGCGCUUCCGCCUCUCCUACGACAUCGUGGCCUUCGCGCAGAACGCCUGCCGCCGCGUGCUGGCGCAGCUCGGCUACAGGGUGGCCGCCUCGGAGGAGGAGCUCAAGAACCCGGCGGUGAGCCUGGUGGAGGAGAGGGACUUCCGCCCGUUCUCGUGACGCGGGGCGCCGCGCCGCUAACUGUUGCCUUAUCCCCUCCCCGUUUGUCUCUGAGAUUUGCACUACGUCGCGGGCGGGGGCGGGGGCGGGGGGCAGUGGUCCCCGGGGCGCACGCGGGCGGCGGCC
This is a messenger RNA of Oryctolagus cuniculus (rabbit), 2141 nucleotides long. It is a transcript of the gene CHST1, whose product is annotated as carbohydrate sulfotransferase 1. Gene Ontology annotation, cellular component: Golgi membrane. Gene Ontology annotation, biological process: N-acetylglucosamine metabolic process; keratan sulfate proteoglycan metabolic process; carbohydrate metabolic process. Gene Ontology annotation, molecular function: keratan sulfotransferase activity; N-acetylglucosamine 6-O-sulfotransferase activity. Lineage: Eukaryota; Metazoa; Chordata; Mammalia; Lagomorpha; Leporidae. The record is from RefSeq and is a predicted model, not a curated record.